Molecule: messenger RNA, 1591 nt
Organism: Leptinotarsa decemlineata (Colorado potato beetle)
Lineage: Eukaryota; Metazoa; Arthropoda; Insecta; Coleoptera; Chrysomelidae
Gene: S1P
Product: membrane-bound transcription factor site-1 protease
Biological process (GO): proteolysis
Cellular component (GO): Golgi apparatus
Molecular function (GO): serine-type endopeptidase activity
Source: RefSeq, a predicted model, not a curated record
UACGAGUCUAUGUCUAUUCUUUGAUAUGUUAUUGUAUAUCUAUUAAAAGUAUAUUUUGAUUUGUUUUUUCCAUUUAAUAGCUGAAAUGAGAAGUUGAAAAAUAUUGAAUUUUAGUAAAAUUGGUUGUUAUAUCACCAUAAUAAAAUGUUUCGUAGAAAAAGAAAGAGAAAAACCCUAUUUUAAAAUGAAGAACACUUAUAUUUACAACUGCAUUUUAUUUUAUACAGCAAUUACCUUCAUAAGUGCACAAAAUCACAAUGGAAAAACCACAGAGGAUAUUAUAGAAUCACCACUUUGUUGCAAUCUCACAACAGAACAUUUGGAAUUUAAUUAUAAUUCCAAAAUUAUUGAAAAUGAAUAUAUUGUUGUCUUCAAUGGAUAUUAUAAAAAUCAAGCUAGGGCAAAUUACAUUAAUACUGCAUUGAAUGCAUCUGGUAUACACAAAUGGGAAAUACUUGCCAGGAAGAAUCCUGCCAGUGAUUAUCCUAGUGAUUUUGACGUUGUAUUGAUAGAAGAUACUGAAAAGUUAGAAGGACUGAAUAUGCUUAAUGACCAUCCUGCCGUCAAACGAGUUACACCUCAACGCAUGGUCUCAAGAACAUUAAAAUUCAUUAGCCCUGAACAUGUUAGAUACGGCAGAAGUAGCUUGAAUUCAAAAGUGCAAUUCUGGCAAUCAACAGGUCGUCAUACAAGACGUUUGCUUCGAGCUAUUCCCAGACAAAUAACUUCAGUGUUACAAGCAGAUUCCCUUUGGAAUAUGGGAAUUACUGGUAAAGGCAUAAAAGUAGCUAUUUUUGAUACUGGACUGUCUAAAUCUCAUCCACACUUUCGUAAAAUAAAAGAUCGUACCAACUGGACAAAUGAGAAAACAUUUGAUGAUGGUCUUGGUCAUGGAACUUUCGUUGCGGGGGUAAUAGCUUCUAGUAAAGAAUGCUUAGGUUUUGCACCUGACUCAGAAUUACACAUCUUCAGAGUGUUUACAAACAACCAAGUAUCUUAUACCUCUUGGUUUUUAGAUGCAUUCAAUUAUGCAAUUCUGAAAAAAAUAAAUGUGUUGAAUUUGAGUAUUGGUGGACCUGAUUUUAAAGAUCAUCCAUUUGUUGACAAAGUUUGGGAAUUGACUGCUAAUCGGAUUAUUAUGGUGUCUGCUAUUGGUAAUGAUGGUCCUCUCUAUGGAACUCUCAACAACCCUGCCGAUCAAAUGGAUGUCAUUGGAGUGGGCGGUAUUAACUUUGAAGAUCAGAUUGCAAAGUUUUCUUCAAGAGGAAUGACUACUUGGGAAUUACCAGAAGGAUAUGGAAGAGUGAAGCCAGAUAUAGUUACUUACGGUUCAGCUGUGAAAGGAUCUCACAUAAAAGGUGGGUGUCGCAGUCUUUCUGGAACAAGUGUCGCAUCACCGGUAGUAGCAGGGGCUGUAACACUCCUAGCUAGUGGGGUCUUACAUCGCGGGGAAGUCAUAAAUCCUGCCAGUAUGAAACAAGCUCUCAUGGCAUCAGCUAGGAGAUUACCUGGAGUGAAUAUGUUUGAGCAAGGCCAUGGAAAACUGAAUUUGAUGAAAGCUUAUCAAAUACUAAACAGUUAUAAACCACAA